Molecule: messenger RNA, 456 nt
Organism: Suncus etruscus (white-toothed pygmy shrew)
Lineage: Eukaryota; Metazoa; Chordata; Mammalia; Eulipotyphla; Soricidae
Gene: SNRPF
Product: small nuclear ribonucleoprotein polypeptide F
Exons: 4
Coding region: 126-386 (86 amino acids)
Biological process (GO): mRNA splicing, via spliceosome; spliceosomal snRNP assembly
Cellular component (GO): catalytic step 2 spliceosome; U1 snRNP
Molecular function (GO): RNA binding
Source: RefSeq, a predicted model, not a curated record
GCCAUUUUCUUCCUCGCUUCGAGAUUUGGGGCCCUGUUGGUGCUGCUGUCGCUUAGUCCAUUCACGAGGGACGUACUACAGCUGAGUGGGCGAAGAAUCGCCAGCAGCAUUCGCCCUGAGUCGCGAUGAGUUUACCUCUUAAUCCUAAACCAUUCCUCAAUGGAUUAACAGGAAAACCAGUAAUGGUGAAACUGAAGUGGGGAAUGGAGUACAAAGGAUACCUGGUCUCUGUAGAUGGCUAUAUGAAUAUGCAGCUAGCAAAUACAGAAGAAUAUAUAGAUGGAGCAUUAUCGGGACAUCUGGGUGAAGUUUUAAUAAGGUGUAAUAAUGUCCUUUAUAUUAGAGGUGUUGAAGAAGAAGAAGAAGAUGGGGAAAUGAGAGAGUAGCAGCUUUGGGUUUUUUUUUUUAUAUAUAUGUAUUUCUAGACAAUAAAGAUGUGCUUGUUUUUCAGUGUGA